Pteronotus mesoamericanus is the source of this 2218-nucleotide messenger RNA. It is a transcript of the gene GCNT1, whose product is annotated as glucosaminyl (N-acetyl) transferase 1. Gene Ontology annotation, molecular function: beta-1,3-galactosyl-O-glycosyl-glycoprotein beta-1,6-N-acetylglucosaminyltransferase activity. Lineage: Eukaryota; Metazoa; Chordata; Mammalia; Chiroptera; Mormoopidae. Bases 666 to 1952 code for a protein of 428 amino acids. The transcript has 5 exons. The record is from RefSeq and is a predicted model, not a curated record. Gene Ontology annotation, cellular component: membrane.
AGGUACCAGAACGCUGGGAACUCAGCGCAGAGCCCCGGGAGCCCGUGCCUGGAGGGGAACGAGGCCGUGUGGCUUCUCUGGGUUGCUACACUAUACCGUAUUCUCCCGCGCCCCCGGCGCCACACUCUCGCUGCAGGGAGGAGAGGCUUUGUUUCAGGAAUAGUACAAGAGGCGAAUUGGAAGGAUACAUGGUGUUGAGAGGAAGCGAUGGUGUCUGGAGAUGAGAACACGGCCACAGCUAUUUGUGGCCUGAAUUCGGUAAAUGAGAUGGCUGUGCUGGUUGGGCUGACGUAGGCCUCCUAUUUCUGAACCCCACUUCCCUCAAAUUGGAGGACGUGUAAUCACAAGAACCCAUCCCCCAAGGUGGGGAGUAGAAACAUGAAUUUUUUUUAAAAGCCUCAUGGGACAUAACACUGUUGCCCGAUGCCUGGUAAAAUUAAGAAACCUGACUGCAUGAGAGGCGCUCUGCAGGGCGCAGGAUGGUACCUGGAAUCAAGUAACUGAAUGAGCCAGACUUUCCUUAACUUUAAAUGUGCUCUUCUCCACUUAAAGAUGCCUUUGCUCUUCUGCUAAAUGCAAACCGACAACUCACAAGACAGAAGCAAAAUCAUUACUGCUGGAGAAAACUGCCCUUAAAAAAGGAAAGUCCCUGAUUGUUGUUUGAAAUGCUGAAGAAGUUGCUGAGGAGGAGACUUUUUUCUUAUCCCACUAAAUACUACUUCUUGUUCCUUGUUUUUUCUUUAGUUACUUUCUCUGUUUUAAGAAUUUAUCAAAAGCCCGAAUUUGUAAGCAUUGAACAUUUGGAUGUGGCCGGAGACAAUCCUAGUAGUGACAUUAAUUGCAGCAAAGUUUUACAGGGUGAUGUAGAUGAAAUUGAAAAGGUAAAGCUUGAGAUUCUAACAGUGGAAUUUAGAAAGCGCCCUCAGUGGACAAAUGAUGACUAUAUAAACAUGACUAGAGAUUGUACUUCCUUCAUCAAGAGGCGCAAAUAUAUUGUAGAACCUCUUAGUAAAGAAGAAGCAGAGUUUCCAAUAGCGUAUUCCAUAGUGGUUCAUCACAAAAUUGAAAUGCUUGACAGGCUCCUGAGGGCCAUCUAUAUGCCUCAGAAUUUCUACUGCAUUCAUGUGGACAGAAAAUCGGAGGAUUCCUUUCUGGCGGCAGUGACUGGUAUUGCAUCCUGUUUCAGUAAUGUCUUUGUGGCCAGUCAGCUGGAGACUGUGGUGUAUGCAUCAUGGAGUCGGGUUCAGGCCGACCUCAACUGUAUGCAGGACCUCUACAGAAUGAAUGCAGAUUGGAAGUACUUGAUAAAUCUCUGUGGUAUGGAUUUUCCUAUUAAAACCAACCUGGAAAUUGUCAGGAAACUCAAGUCAUUAAUGGGAGAAAACAACCUGGAAACAGAGAAAAUGCCAUCCCAUAAAAAAGAAAGGUGGAAAAAACAUUAUGCAAUCUUUGAUGGAAAACUCACAAAUACGGGGACUGACAAAAUGCCCCCUCCUCUUGAAACACCUCUGUUUUCAGGCAGUGCCUAUUUUGUGGUCAGUAGGAAGUAUGUGGAGUAUGUGCUAGAGAAUGAAAAAAUCCAGAAGUUUAUGGAGUGGGCAAAAGACACAUACAGCCCGGACGAGUAUCUCUGGGCCACUAUUCAGAGGAUCCCUGAAGUUCCAGGCUCAUUGUCCUUAAGCCACAAGUAUGACAUGUCUGACAUGCAGGCAAUUGCUAGGUUUGUCAAGUGGCAGUACUUUGAAGGUGACAUUUCCAAGGGGGCCCCCUAUCCACCCUGCAACGGUGUCCACGUGCGCUCCGUGUGUGUUUUCGGAGCAGGUGACUUGAACUGGAUACUGCGCAACCACCACUUAUUUGCCAAUAAGUUUGACGUGGACAUUGACUUCUUUGCCAUCCAGUGUUUAGAUGAACAUCUAAGGCAGAAAGCCCUGGAGACGUUAAAACACUGACCGUUCAUUGUAGGCAAUUUUAGAAAUAGUAAGAAUGUUGCCUGAGAUGUAUCCUAUCCGAUUCUUCUGCCCUGUUAAUAAACAUCAGAAACUCUGUAGGGGGUGCUGAUUGGAGCGGGGACUCCAGCUCUUCAUAUCAGAGAAGUUACAUGGUCUCUGUGGAGCACAGUGGGUGGAAGGGUUAGAAGGCACUAAGUGCUGACUUAGAGUUAAUGUGAGGGCAGGGCAGGUAUGAAGCUUUGUGGGGAGAGGUGGCCCCAGAGGCU